This is a messenger RNA of Hydractinia symbiolongicarpus, 675 nucleotides long. RefSeq lists its product as uncharacterized. The transcript is spliced from 2 exons. Bases 1 to 675 code for a protein of 224 amino acids. NCBI's taxonomy places the organism in Eukaryota, Metazoa, Cnidaria, Hydrozoa, Anthoathecata, Hydractiniidae. The record is from RefSeq and is a predicted model, not a curated record.
AUGGAGGGAACCAAGAGAUGCCCCAAUUGUAAAAAAGUGUUGGCCCCAGAUGAAUUUAGGGUGUUGAAAAAUGGUCAAACGACAACAAAUUGCAUAUGUUGCCUGGAUAAAAAGAAACAGCAGUGUACCAAAAACAAAUGCCCCCAUGGUAGGCGGAGAGAGCAGUGCAAAGAGGGAAGUCAGAUUUAUCCCCAUGAAAAACAGAGGGCUUAUUGUAAAGAGUGCGGGGGAGUCAGAUUUGCGAGCAUGAAAAGGAUAAGAUCCCAGUGUAAAGAAUGUAAGGGUAGUCAAAUCUGCCAGCAUGAAAAAAGGAGAUCUCAGUGUAAAGAAUGUAAAAGGAGUCAGAUUUACCCUCAUGAGAAAUUAAAGUAUCGCUGCAAGGAAUGCAAGGGCAGUCAGAUUUGCAUCAAACACGGUAGGCGAAGAUCAACAUGUAGAGACUGUGAGGGUGGAAGCAUCUGCAUCGAACAUGGUAGGAUAAGGUCCGAGUGUAAAGACUGCGGGGGCGGAGGCAUUUGUGAGCAUAAAAACAAAGGGCGCAUUGCCCCAUUUGCGACCCUGCCGGCCAUCUUGCUGGUGUUGUUAGCAGCCGAGUCCACAAUACCCUACAAGGAAACAAGGAGCUUGGUUCUCAGGAUAUCUCAGUUGCGAUAUGGCUACGUUGCGGAGCCAUAG